CUGUGGAAGGAAAGGCAGCGCAAGAGUGCAAUAAAACUGCCCGAUAGUCCAGAGCAAUAACUCAGUAUUUGGGCAAGGAAACCAAGGUGGCAGUCAGCAGUGUGUGUAAGGAGCAGCCCAUUGAGAAAGGCUGAACUGAAGAUCUAGUCACGAGUGUUCUGCAUUAAAAAAGCCCCUCUGCUGCUUCAGAAUAAGGUUUCUGGCAAAACAUCUUCAGGGGCUUCAUGAUGUUUGAGGAGAAGGAGGACGGGACAAACAACGACACAAGCCUUUCACCAAUUCAGCAGAAAAGACCUGCUUUGUCAUGGGAAUUCAAGAUCAAGAAAAAGGUGACUGUCCCCUCCCGUCUGGGCAUGCUCAGACCCUUUAUGGGUCAGUGCUGCCACCUGUGCACACCAGACAGCCUGUGCAAGAUGCGUGACCAAAACACUUUCCUUGGCUUCCACAACCUGCUGAAUGUCAGCGAGAGACAAACCAGAUAUCGAGGCUGGCUAGUUCGCAGGGUGUGCUGCGUUUUGUUUGUGAGUGGGUGCAAGGUUUACGGGAGUCCUGUUGGUGACAGGCUGGAGAGAGUCUGUCAGAGCAACAGGGUGAGGAAGGUGCUCGGAGAGUCGCAUAAAGCUCCAGAGGGGGAAGACAGCCGAGGGCAGCACAGUCUUCUCUCACCAUUCCUUCCCCUCAUUAGCACCUGCAUUUCCUCUGGCCUCUUAAGAUUCAUGUCGUGGGUGAUGCUGAAGAUGUUCUCCUGUGUGUUUGGCAGUAUUCAAGUCAACAAGAACCAUCUGCCAGCUUUACACAGAGCAGCACAAGAGGGCCCUCCCCCGGUAUAUGUGUAUGUGCGUCAAAGCGUCACUGACUGCGCUCUCAUCCCACUCCUGCUCCUCUGUCACGGCCUGAGAGUACCAUACACUGUUUGUCCUCUGCACAUUAAAAGCAGCGUCCUAAGAUCAAUCUUACAAAAAGUGGGUGUGGUCCUGCUCCCUCCUUCUGCAGCAACUGAGCUUGAAGCUGAAACGGACCCUCUCUACUCUGCUGUAAUGACCUCACUGGUACGUGAGCUGCUACAUGAGGGUCAGGCGUUAAGCAUCGGUGUGUCCGCAGAGUCUGGUCACGGUGGGCAGUGGCUGGAUCGCAUCAGGCAGCUCAUCAAAGAAGGAUCUGUCCCUGAUGUCAGUCUGGUCCCUGUGGGCAUCUCGUACGACUGUGUGACCAGGACCAACGUAAAGGUUGGCUCAGAGUCUCUGUUUAAGUGGCUGUUGGCGCUUCCCUGGAGGAGACCAGAAGGAACUGUGAUGAUCCACCUUUCCCAGCCGUUUUCUCUAAAGGAGAUGUACAAGUCGGGGCGGUGCAGAGUAGAUGGAUGGCUCCCUCUACAGGACCUGUUGCUGCCUGUUAUCCUAAACAACAGAGCUUGCAGUGUGUUUGGGAAGAGACGGAUGUCGUGGUUUCUGCCUACGCUUCAUCCUGCGCCUGAACUUGAGGACGGUCGUUCAGAGAGAGACCUCAGUGCUGCCAUCAUCCUCCACCUCGUCUUCUCGGCAGCCUCCUGCACAGCUGUGAUGUCCACCAGUCUGGUGUCCAGUCUUAUGCUCUACAAACACAGAGAGGGUGUGAGUACAUCUGUCCUGUGUCGUGAUGUGGCCUGGCUCUUGGAGGAACUUGUGUUCAGAAACAGAGAUGUUGGCUUUGGAGGAACUCUUCCAGAAAUUGUCCACUACUCGCUCUCUAUGCUCGCUCCUCACCUCAUCUUUGCUGCACCGCCGUCAUGGGGAGAGCUCCUCAUUUUGCCACGCCCAUCUUUAGCUUCCAUCUUCCACCUCUCCCUUCAGGCCAAGAUUGUGACACACGCAUUGAUACUAGAAGCCAUUGGAGCGUGUGCAGUGUCAGCCAUGCUGUGCGAGGUGGUCCUCUGCGGCGUCAGCGGCACGGUGAGGACUGACAGCGUGAAGGCAGAAGAGGUCAGAGGUGACAUGGAGUUUGACGUGGUGCUCGGUCAGUCCGAGCUGACGGAGAAAGCCUUGCAGCUCUGCCAUCUUCUUCCUCCGGGCUUCAUGCCACCCUGUCAGUCCGCUCAGAGUCUCGCUCUGGAUGCUGUCGACAGUCUGGUCCGCUGUGGGAUCCUGAUCAUGGAGGAAGCACCCCGAAAUGUUCCCGUUUGUGAUUUCUGGAAAAGGGAAGAGGCCCUGAAAUGGACCACCAGUGACGACCCUUAUUGCAGCGACUCUGAUUGUGAGGAGGAGGACUUGUGCUCAUACAAGAUAAGCCAGCCCAAGCAGUGUCCAGAAAUGCUCUUCUUCCUCUGCAGAAUGUUAGCAGGACAUUUAAGGGCAUUGUGCUGGACCACCUCGGCAUUGGACCGGAUAGACUCCCCUCUGGCAGAGGAAGAAUUUCUGUCUCUGAUGCACUCUAAUCUCUGUGAAACAGCAAAUCAGAAGAAACAGCACUAUGAGAGCUGCUCAGAGGAGGCGGCGCGCACUGCAGUUAGAACACUAAUAGACCUCGGGGUCCUUCUGCAGAUGCGUGAGACAGGAGGCAUCUUCCUUGGUGUUAGUCCUUUGUUCCAGUUGUCAGAGAACAGGCAGAAGCUGCAGUGCUUCAUCUCACAGUACCUCUACAAUUAAUGUUGUUAAGUGUGCAGAAUGACUCAAGGCCUUGUCUUCGCUUUGUUCUGCUGCAGAAAUUUGACCUCACUCUUUGUUCGUGUCACGAAAAGCCUUUGUUCUGUUAAAAAAAGGCACACUUUGAGUUUAAGAGAAUGUAUCUUUGGUUUAAUUGCAUUUCGUAUUUUAUUCUUUUAAGUUUUUUUUUUUGCUGUAGGAGAGGAUUACAAAGCUCCUGUCAUCAGCUGCAAUAGAGAUGUUCCAAAAAGUAACUUCAAACAUGUUUAUUCUGUUAUUGAAACUGUUGAAGUUUUGUUUCUUGUUUAUAAAAUGUUUUUUCUGAUAAUUUUCAAACUGUGAAUAAACACUAG
Cyprinodon variegatus (sheepshead minnow) is the source of this 2971-nucleotide messenger RNA. RefSeq names its product glycerol-3-phosphate acyltransferase 2, mitochondrial-like (gene gpat2). NCBI's taxonomy places the organism in Eukaryota, Metazoa, Chordata, Actinopteri, Cyprinodontiformes, Cyprinodontidae. The record is from RefSeq and is a predicted model, not a curated record. The transcript is spliced from 25 exons. Gene Ontology annotation, cellular component: mitochondrial membrane. Bases 225 to 2621 code for a protein of 798 amino acids.